Messenger RNA from Prunus armeniaca (apricot), 1032 nucleotides. The record is from the annotation of a GenBank genome assembly. Lineage: Eukaryota; Viridiplantae; Streptophyta; Magnoliopsida; Rosales; Rosaceae.
AUGGGUAAUCGAUUUAUUUGCAUGUCAAAGAAGGAUACUAAAGAUGUUGGAUCCAGAAGCAAGAGAGUAAAUCGCUCACAGAGGAAACUGCUGGCUGAGGAAGAGUUCUUGCACAGGCAAGCUCUGUCUAUGGCUCUUCAUCAGCACCAAUUGUCUCAGAGGUUUGACGGAUCCAUGUCUAGAAGAAUUGGGUCCACAAGCUCUAGGAGACUCGCUGAUCCAUUCGCUAAUGGGAAGCAGGUACCAGAAUCUUUGGAGAAUAUUAAAACAAAAAAAUUUAUUCUGGUACAUGGAGAAGGGUUUGGAGCAUGGUGUUGGUACAAAACAAUUGCUCUACUAGAGGAAGCAGGAUUGCUUCCGGUUACCUUUGAUCUCAAGGGUUCUGGUAUUGAUCUUACAGAUACUAACUCUGUUGCUACGCUGGCAGAAUAUUCAAAACCAUUGAUUGAAUAUCUAGAAAAUCUUGAAGAGGAUGAAAAGGUUAUCUUGGUUGGUCACAGUAAUGGAGGUGCCUGUGUUUCUUAUGCACUAGAGCACUUUUCGCAGAAAAUUUCAAAAGCAAUUUUCAUCUGUGCUACUAUGGUGUCUGAUGGCCAGAGACCGUUUGAUGUGUUCGCUGAAGAGCUUGGUUCUGCAGAACAAUUUAUGCAAGGGUCAAAGUUUUUGAUUCAUGGGAAUGGAAAAGACAAGCCUCCUACAGGAUUCAUGUUUGAGAAAGAGCAGAUGAAAGGGUUAUAUUUCAAUCAAUCUCCUGCAAAGGAUGUUGCUCUGGCCAUGGUUUCCAUGAGACCUAUCCCACUAGGCCCGAUCAUGGAAAAACUGUCAUUGUCACCCAAAAACUAUGGAACUAGCCGGCGGUUCUUCAUUCAAACAUUAGAUGAUCGGGCACUUUCCCCAGAUGUCCAAGAAAAGCUAGUGAGGGAAAACCCACCAGAGGGAGUGUUCAAGAUAAAAGGCAGUGACCACUGCCCAUUCUUCUCAAAGCCACAAUCACUGCACAAAAUGUUGGUGGAAAUUGCUCAGAUUCCAUAG